Molecule: messenger RNA, 2736 nt
Organism: Canis lupus familiaris (dog)
Lineage: Eukaryota; Metazoa; Chordata; Mammalia; Carnivora; Canidae
Gene: SLC18A1
Product: solute carrier family 18 member A1
Exons: 19
Coding region: 713-2287 (524 amino acids)
Biological process (GO): xenobiotic transport; transmembrane transport; aminergic neurotransmitter loading into synaptic vesicle
Cellular component (GO): terminal bouton; synaptic vesicle membrane
Molecular function (GO): serotonin:sodium:chloride symporter activity; xenobiotic transmembrane transporter activity
Source: RefSeq, a predicted model, not a curated record
CGAGGGAGGGCGCGGGGCCAGGGCGGCGGGGAGAAGCGUUGAGAGGGUCCCGGGAAGGCAAGACUUAAGAGAGGAAGAGAAGGAAAAAAGGGAGGCGCAUGAAGGCACGGAGGGGGAAGAAAGGCGAGCGCAGAGAAGAAAAGGUAAAUGCCUCAGGAGAAGAUACCUAGGCUGAAUGAGAUCAAAAUUCGUGACUUAUCACCAUAAGCCUGUGACAGGGAACCAAACCCCUCUAGUCUGAGGCUGGAACACUGACAUACACUUGAUAUAAGAGGAAGUCUGAACUGAUUGUUCAAUAUUCAACAGUGAGGAAAACAGGAAACAAUGAGAAACAAAAGCACCCUCUAGGUUUGAGCUACAGGACCAUCUGCUCUGGCAGGCCAUGUCAGUCAUAAGCAAAGUCCUGCUUUCCUGCCUCUGACGCAGGGAACUAAGGCUCUGAAUGAAACCUGUUGGAAGUUCCAAUUAAAUCAUUGUGGACAAAGGGCACACAUGACAUCCUCAGAUAACAGGUGGCAAUAAAUCCAUCAGCACAACCACUCAGAGAACAGAGUCCCUGCUAUACCGCUAACAGCUGCCAAUAUCUGAGUACCUCACACAAGAUGGGCUCUAAGGAUUUCUCCUUUCUUCUAUAAAGGCUGCAGAAGACCUAUAGCUGUAACAGGACCUUUCAUAAGAAACUGGAGAAGACGCCCCCACCCCAGCUGUCACCAUGCUCAGGAGGUUUUUGGACACUCCUCAGCACUUGCUAAAGGAGGGGAGAAAGUCACGGAAGCUGGUACUGGUGGUGGUGUUUGUUGCUCUGCUCCUGGACAACAUGCUGCUAACUGUAGUGGUGCCCAUCGUACCCAACUUCCUAUAUGCCACAGAGUUCAAAGAAAUCAAUGCUCCUCUGUACCUUGGCCCCACCACAAUUUCUCAGCAUGUCCUUACUUCUGCCUUUUCCACCAUCUUCUCCUUCUUUGAUAACAACACCAUGACUGUUGAAGAAAGUGCACCCAGUGGCACAACAUGGACAGAUGACAAUUCUGGCACCAUCCCCCCUCCAGUCACUGCAGCCAUCCCAGUACAACAAAACAACUGCUUCCAAGGCACAAAGUUCUUGGAGGAAGAGAACGUACGGGUUGGUGUUCUGUUUGCUUCAAAGGCUCUGAUGCAACUUCUGGUCAACCCGUUUGUGGGACCUCUCACCAACAGGAUUGGAUAUCAUAUCCCCAUGUUUGCUGGCUUUGUUAUCCUCUUUCUCUCCACAGUUAUGUUUGCUUUUUCUGGUACCUAUACCCUACUGUUUGUGGCCCGAACCCUUCAAGGCAUUGGAUCCUCAUUUUCAUCUGUUGCAGGUCUUGGGAUGCUGGCAAGUGUCUACACUGAUGACUAUGAGAGAGGGCGUGCCAUGGGAAUCGCCUUGGGGGGCCUGGCUUUGGGAGUCCUGGUGGGAGCUCCUUUUGGAAGUGUGAUGUAUGUGUUUGUUGGGAGGUCUUCACCGUUCCUCAUAUUGGCUUUCCUAGCACUACUGGAUGGAGCACUCCAGCUGUGUAUCCUACAGCCUUCCAAAGUCUCUCCUGAGAGUGCCAGGGGGACUCCUCUCCUUACACUUCUCAAAGAUCCUUAUAUCUUGGUGGCUGCAGGCUCCCUUUGCUUUGCUAACAUGGGAGUGGCCAUACUGGAGCCCACACUGCCCAUCUGGAUGAUGCAGACCAUGUGCUCACCCGAAUGGCAGUUAGGUCUAGCUUUCUUGCCCGCCAGUGUGUCCUACCUCAUAGGCACCAACAUCUUUGGUGUAUUGGCCAACAAGAUGGGUCGGUGGCUGUGCUCCCUGAUUGGGAUGAUGGUAGUAGGCACCAGCUUGCUUUGUGUUCCUCUGGCUCACAAUAUAUUUGGUCUCAUUGGCCCCAAUGCAGGGCUUGGCUUUUCCAUAGGCAUGGUUGAUUCUUCUGUGAUGCCCAUCAUGGGACACUUGGUGGAUCUGCGUCACACCUCAGUAUAUGGGAGUGUCUAUGCCAUAGCUGAUGUGGCUUUUUGUAUGGGCUUUGCUAUAGGCCCAUCAACUGGGGGUGCCAUUGUGCAUGCCAUUGGCUUCCCCUGGCUUAUGGUCAUCAUUGGAGUCAUCAACAUCAUCUAUGCUCCUCUCUGCUACUACCUGAGAAGCCCCCCAGCUAAGAAGGAAAAUCUUGCAAUUCUGAGCGAGGACAGCGUCAUGGAGACUCGGAUGUACACAACGCAGAAGCCCAAAAGGAAAUUUCCACUGAGGGAGGACAGCGAAGAGGAGCCUGGCAGUGAGGAGUAGUAGGAGAAGGUGGUCUCUGAGCCUUGUCACAUGUGGAUCCAUGAGCCUUGAACUUCAGUGACCAAAAUGACCACCUCUUUCCCUGAUCACUAAAUCACUAUGGGCUGCUCAAUGGGUUUCACUUCUCUUUCCCCUGAGUAUCUCCUUUCCUCCCUUCCCAUAAAUACCAUUCCUUGAUUCUCUCCUUACCUAUGUAUAGCUCUUCCUCUAAGCUUUGCUGCCUCCGGUGCCCAUCUUUUAUAGGAGAUAGUGAUACUUUUCCUAAGCUGUUGUAAGGCUGAUUAAACUUGAGCUAGUGGGUUCUUCAAGGAGUGACUCAUUCCAUGGAAACAGCAGUGAGUACAAUGUGACCCUGAAACCAGUGGGGUGACCGACAAACCUCAUUUCAUCUGUUGUUUGAUUUUCUUUGGCACACUCCCAACAGACCAUAAAGCUUUUGUUUUCUGUUC